AAACAUAAACACUUGUUCUCAGGGUGUUCAAUUCUUCCUCUCUCUUUUUCUCUGUCUUUCUUCUCAGAACUGAGACUCUCUCUUUUCUGAAUUUUUCCAACAAAUUUCUCCCAGAUAGUUAGGAAAAAUGGAGAAGUUGAGAUGUUGGGGCCGCUCCCUUGAGAGCUCCAAACCUUACAUUGCAAUGAUUUCAUUGCAGUUCGGCUAUGCAGGCAUGAAUAUUAUCACCAAAGUUUCACUAAACAGAGGCAUGAGCCACUAUGUCCUGGUGGUCUACCGGCAUGCUUUUGCAACCGCAGCCAUAGCUCCCUUUGCUUUGAUUUUCGAAAGGAGAGGGCAACCAAAGAUAACAUUCCCAGUUUUCAUGCAAAUAUUCAUUCUGGCUCUUCUGGGGCCGGUGAUUGAUCAGAACUUCUACUAUGCUGGGUUGAAAUAUACAUCUCCAACUUUCUCAUGUGCUAUGAGCAAUAUGCUUCCUGCAAUGACAUUUGUCAUGGCUGUUAUGUGCCGGAUGGAGAAGAUUGAUGUAAAGAAAGUGAGGUGUCAGGCAAAGAUAGUGGGAACAUUGGUGACAGUGGCAGGGGCAAUGUUGAUGACAUUAUAUAAAGGACCCAUUGUUGAUUUCUUUUGGAGUAAGACUAUCCAUCCUGGGCAGUCUAACGGCACUGACACUGCUGGAACUACUGACAAAGAUUGGGUCAAAGGCUCCAUCCUCCUUAUCAUUGCCACCCUUGCCUGGGCUUCCCUCUUUGUCUUACAGGCAAAAGCAUUGAAGACAUACAAGAAUCAUCAGCUUUCUCUCACAUCACUAGUGUGCUUUGUGGGCACUCUACAAGCUAUUGUUGUGACAUUUGUGAUGGAGCACAAGACCUCAGCUUGGCAAAUUGGCUGGGACAUAAACCUCCUUGCUGCUGCCUAUGCUGGAAUUGUCACAUCAGGCAUAUCAUACUAUGUUCAAGGAAUGGUGAUAAAGAAAAGAGGUCCAGUAUUUGCCACUGCUUUUAGCCCUCUGAUGAUGAUCAUAGUUGCAAUCAUGGGUUCAUUCAUCCUGGCAGAGAAGAUUUUUCUUGGAGGGGUGAUAGGAGCAAUCUUGAUAGUUAUAGGGCUUUAUUCAGUCCUCUGGGGAAAGCACAAGGAAAACAAGGAGAAAGAGGUUAAUGAGGAAGAGAUCCCUGAACCAGUUAAGAUCCAAGCAAAUGGCAACACAAUCCUAGUAAUUGAAGAUAUAGAAGCCAGUGAAGUUGAAUUGAAAAAAUUAGCAGAAGCAAACAAGCUGUCAGCAGUUGCCAUUGCCAUGCCCAUGCCAGAAUCCCCCAUGAAAGCCAACCAAGACCAAACAUCAUUCAAAGUUUAGUUCUACCAUUAAGGGAUGGGGUUUUUUGUCUUUACAUCCCCAUUUGUUUCUAUCAUUUUUAAAAGGUGUUAGAUAUAUGUCAUAAUUGGGCCUUUUUCUUCUUUUUCUUUUUGAUGUUUUGGUAUUAUAAAGUAAUGUUGUAAGCUAAUGCUGUUAGGGACCCUUGCACUGAAUGAAAAUGAGAGAAUCCCAGAAUCCCUUUCUCUUUUUUUCUCAGAA
Molecule: messenger RNA, 1573 nt
Organism: Theobroma umbraticum
Lineage: Eukaryota; Viridiplantae; Streptophyta; Magnoliopsida; Malvales; Malvaceae
Gene: UMAMIT9
Product: nodulin MtN21 /EamA-like transporter family protein
Cellular component (GO): membrane
Molecular function (GO): transmembrane transporter activity
Source: RefSeq, a predicted model, not a curated record